Molecule: messenger RNA, 3035 nt
Organism: Pipra filicauda (Wire-tailed manakin)
Lineage: Eukaryota; Metazoa; Chordata; Aves; Passeriformes; Pipridae
Gene: PDLIM3
Product: PDZ and LIM domain 3
Exons: 8
Coding region: 116-1327 (403 amino acids)
Biological process (GO): muscle structure development; actin cytoskeleton organization; heart development
Cellular component (GO): Z disc; adherens junction; filamentous actin
Molecular function (GO): muscle alpha-actinin binding; actin binding
Source: RefSeq, a predicted model, not a curated record
AAGGUCGGCUGCCCUGUACGCAGGUGCUCUGCUGACAGCAACCUUCCUCCUACAGCUCGGCUCCUCACAAAGACCUAAGGAAAAAAGAAGAGUAACCAAGAAAAAACUGUCCACAAUGCCACAAAACGUUAUUCUCCAAGGACCGUCACCCUGGGGAUUCAGGCUCUCAGGAGGAAUAGAUUUUAAUCAACCCUUAAUCAUAACCAGGAUUACACCUGGAAGCAAGGCUUCAGCCGCCAACCUGUGCCCUGGUGACGUUAUUAUAGCUAUUGAUGGUCUAGGCACAGAGAACAUGACACAUAAUGAUGCCCAGGAGAGAAUUAAAGCAGCUACACAUCAGCUUUGUUUGAAAAUAGAGAGGGCAGGAACUAAAUUAUGGUCCCCACAAGUUUCAGAAGAUGGCAAAGCACAUCCCUUCAAGAUAAAUUUGGAAGCUGAACCACAGGAAUUCAAGCCUAUUGGUACAGCUCACAACAGAAGGGCCCAGCCUUUUGUUGCAGCAGCAAAUAUUGAUGACAAAAGACAGGUAGUGAGCUCCUCCUAUAAUUCUCCAAUUGGGCUCUAUUCAUCUGGCAAUAUUCAAGACGCGCUUCAUGGACAACUGAGGGGUCUCAUUCCUAACUCAUCACAAAACGGAUGCAGCACUCCUUCAGGGAUGGACUGUGGCAGUGGACGCAGUACCCCCUCUUCAAUUAGCACGGUUAGCUCUAUCUGCCCCACAGAGCUGAAAGCAGUGUCUAAGAUGGCCCCUAACAUUCCCUUGGAAAUGGAGCUUCCUGGUGUCAAGAUUGUACACGCUCAGUUUAACACACCUAUGCAGUUGUACUCAGAUGACAAUAUCAUGGAAACACUGCAAGGCCAAGUUUCUACAGCUCUGGGGGAAUCACCUGUCAUAAGUGACCCAUUUCCCAACUCAGUGACUCAGUCUGACGUGUACAAGAUGCUCCAUGCCAACCAGGAGGAGCCCAGUCAGCCGCGCCAAUCUGGUUCCUUUAAGGUGCUCCAGAAUUUAGUCUCCGAGGAAGAUGGGCGCCCUGUGGGUACAAGGAGUGUGAAAGCCCCUGUAACAAAGGCACCUACUGCCAUGCCUGGUGUCCAGAAAGUGCCACUGUGUGACAAGUGUGGGAAUGGGAUUCUAGGAACAGUGGUGAAGGCACGUGAUAAAUACCGGCACCCAGAAUGUUUUGUGUGCUCUGACUGCAAUCUCAACCUGAAACAAAAAGGUUACUUCUUUGUGGAGGGCCAACUGUACUGUGAAGCUCACGCCCGAGCUCGUAUGAGGCCACCAGAGGGAUAUGAAACAGUCACCGUUUACCCAAAAUGCUAGUCUUAGAUUAACACACAAUUAUAUGCAUGCACACAAAAAGCCAUUUCCAGCUUAGAACUGCAGUACAAGUGUCAGGACUUCGGACUAAAUCCAAAGUAGCAUCCUUUAAACCUUCCCUUGAGGGAUUCUGGGGGAGAUGGAAGCCCCUAUUAGCCAGCAGUAGCAUAUUAUACCAGAAAAAUUCUGCUAAAAUAUUGUCUUUGAAGUUGUCAAUAUAAGUCAAGGAAGUACAAAAUAAAACAGCUGUCCUGGAAUACAAAAAGUGAAACAUGAAUGCUACAACAUAUACAUAAGUGCUUUACUGUAAACAAGACAUUAUUUCUAACAUAAAUUAAGUAUCUAUGCAAACACCAACACCAUCGAAGUCUUAGAGUCUGCAAAUGUAGAGGCUUGACAGGUCAUUAAAAAAGCAGCUAUUUUAAAUGGAUAGUACAAAACAAGCAGUUGUUCAUAUCUGCUUCAUGUCUAUUAUUCAACAAGCAUUAAUGUGCACUCCAGAGAGAUUUUGCUUACUUUGCUUUGAAUUUGGGGCUAUAGUGCCUUAAUUUUCUGAUUCAGCAACUGUGAUAAAGAAUAGAUGUCAAGUCACAUAAUAAAAUGGCUAGUAUAAUAAAGACUGGUUAGUAUGAAGCAAAACAAAAAUUCUAUGUUGUCUUAAUGAUUUGCAAUGGUAUCAUCUUUCAUAUAACUUAGCAAAAAAAUUGUUCUGAGGCAUGAACACACAUACAUUGUUUUCUGGAAAAAAAACCCACACUCUAAUAAAAACUCACUGCAAAUUGAGUUUGAAAGUACAUUUUAAAACGUUUCUGCAGAAAAUUAUACUGGAUUUUUGCAUCUCCAUCUUUUAAUUUCCAUAAUAGAAAAAAAGGGGAAACAUCAUCAUAAUAUCUUUGUUGCUGGAAAAUUAAAGCUUGGACAACUUUAAAAACAAUUGUUAAUUAAAAUAUACAAAGGAAAGAUCUCUUACAAAAAAACUAGUGAAGUCCUAAGGAAAAAAAAAAAGGCUGAAAGAAUACAUUUUGGUCAUCAAUUCCUGGAAUUUGUCAAGGGCUACACUGCUUUCAGGUAGCUGUCAGCUACAUAAACACACCUAACUGGCAAACCAAACCUUAGCGUUUACAAAUAAUACCAACAGAAGUCAGAAAUUAUUUAUUGGGGUAUUUUGAACCCAAUUUAAAGUAGAAUAAUCUACAAAAUUUUUUAUCAAGUCUACAAGACUAACAAAAAAUAACUUCAUAUACUUUUCCCAUUCUACAAUAUAAGAAGCUUAAAAUGUAAGUAGAAUAUGAAAUCAAAAUAAGAAGCUGUCCAUACUUCAAAUUUAUUUUAAAAAUUCACAAGUCCCAAAGAUUGAAAUAUAACGUCCACAUAUUCAAAGACUUUUCAAAAUAUCUUAAAGUAUUAUUUCAGAAUUUAAAAGUUUUAAAAAUGAGUGUGUCACUGACUAUAUUAUUUACAUUCGUAUAUCAUAAGCAGACAAAAAAGUGUUGCACCCUUUCCAAGGUUAGUUCCUGAAAUAUUUUUGGGCACAAAACAUAAUUCUGCUCUUCAGGUAUCAUGGAGGCUAUGUAUAGUAUUAAUAUUUUCCCACUAAUAAAGCACACAAAUAUGAAAAUCCUUUUGGAAGUGAGAGUGCACAUGUCUAUUUUUACAAACUUAAAAUGUCAUUGGUGUUUUAAAAUGUUUGUUUAAUGUUUCUGUCUUUGUA